AUGGCGGCGUUGCCGCCACGGCUCCGUCGCAAGGCUCCCUCCGAGUCCAACGUCGGAAGAACGCCUCCGGCGCUUCCGACGGGGGCGGGGGCGGGGGCGGGGGGCGGCGGCGGCGGCGGCGGGGUGAGCGGCAAGAUUUUGACGGUCAGCUCUGCCACCGAGCUGGAGGAGAAAGGGAUCGCUGGCCGCGCCAGCUCGCGAGGCGUGGCGGGCAGCAAACGGUUCGCCCCUUCCUCCGGAGGCAGCAGCACCACGAGCACCGCCGCCAACACAAGCUUCAGCGUCAGCCCAUCCACCUCUCGGUGGUCGGCGCAGUCCACCCCCGACCGCCCUCCCGUCCCCGGAAGGUGCCGCCUCCGCCGCCGCCGGCGACGACGACGCCGCUUCCCGGGCUUCGGCGACCGGCCCAGCGGGGGAGGAUGGCCCGGUCCAAGCGACCCCGCUGCUGUCUUCCUCUUCGGCAGGAGGGGGGGGCUGGGGCAACAGCAACAGCAACAACGCCACCACGCCACCGCCGCCCCGUUCGUCCCUCCGCCGCCGCCGCCUGCGGCGGCGGCGGCUGCGGGUUGCAGCGGCGGCAGCACUCCGACAGCAGCGGCGGUCGAUGGAAAGAGGAGCCCGACUGGCGGCGGCGCAGCGUGGAUCGGGCCCAUGCUUCGACGCCACCUCAGGCGCGGGAACCGAUCAGGAGGACCGGGAGGCGGCAUUGUUGUGCCCGCGGCGGCGGAGAGGGCGGCUGAUGCAGCCGAUGCUGUCGUCGAACCCGCGGCUGCGGCUGCGGCUGCGGCUGGGGCUGCUGCUAGCGUUGAGGAAGACCUCACAGUGGUGCCGUCGGGUCUGAUGAGGCUCCCACCCCCGCUCUCCCUCGAGAAGGCCAAGGAGUUGCAGCGGCGUUCUUCCUCGUCCGCUCUGGCGGAUGGCGGCAGCGGGUUGCUCGGUUUCGCCGACGAGGGGGGAUCUGGUAACAACGGCAACAACAGCAGUGUCCUCCCCGCUGUGGAAUCGUCGGGGAUGCCGACGGCGAUCGAUGGCCCUACGGCUGCGGCGGCAAUGGCGGCCGGUUGGAAGUGCUCGGGCAAGCACGGCGCGGCCUUUGCCGUGGUCGUCGCACCAGGAGAAGAGGACGAGGACGACCACGACCACCACGACGACCACCACCACCACCACCGGCCGCAGCAGCAGCAGCAGCAGCAGCAGCAUCACAGACGGCCGCAUUCUAUCGACUGGACUGAGGCCCCGCAGGUGGUACCCGCCACUACCGCCCUCCCGGAUGUCGACGUGACCCCUUUGUGCACGCCGCUCAACGCCGUGAGGUGCGGGGCUGGGGCGGCGGCGGUGGAGAUGCCGUGGCCACCGGCGGCGGCGGUCGGGAGGCUUCCUCGGGAGAAUCACCGGCAGCCGGCUGCGGCGGGAGCUGCUCCGGUACGACUGCAACGACUGCAGAAUGUGCGGCAGCCGCUGGAACGGCGACCGGCCCCCGAACAAGAAGACUCCGAGAAGGAAGGGGGGUCCGCAGAAUCCAACGAUUCGCCGUCGCCCCCUCCCCCUGCUCCGGAGGAAGGCUCCCACGAGGACUACCGCAGAGGAGGCUGUUUUCCGCCGGAGAGAGGAGGAGAAGCAGCCGUCAGCACCGGGGCCAAAGGCACCGUGCGGGCCAACGCUACCGAGGACACGGAGGAGGAGAAGGCGGCGGCGGCGGCGGCGGAGGCGGUUAGCAGCACCCUAGAGGCGCAGGAGGAAGAGGAGGAGGAGGAGGAGGAGGAGGAGGACCAGCUGGAGCACGCCGGGCAGGGACAGCGACAAGAACGGCAGCGACGACCGCCGCCCGUCGGGGUCGGGGGGGAGGAGCUCGAGCUCCUCGACGCCAGGGAGGUGCUGGGCGCGGAGGGCUUCGACGUUGAGAACAGCCCGGUCUCCCUCGCGGGGCGCCUGGCGGUCCAGCAGCUGUCUGCGAGGAGCCUGGCACGGAGAAAGAAUUCUCUCUCGGGGUCGGGGAGUCUCGCGGGUUGGGCCAGCGGCGGCGGGGGGGGCGGGGGGGGCACGCCGAGGAAGGCGGCGUUCCGCUUAAACUCAGCCGGAGUAUCCAGUCGUCGAAGGGUUAGUGGGGAUGGGAGGGUAGACGACGAGGACGGGUUCUCGACGGCAAGGGAAGGCACCAACGGCGGUGGGCGGAGUAGCAAGUUUUUCUGCCUCGAACGGGGGUCUUCCUGGCGUUCGGUCGCCGAGAGCGUCGGCUCCUGUGCCGGCGGCGGCGGGGGCGGGGGCGGUGGAGGUAUCGCUGCCGCGGUAGUUGCCGCUUACGACGGGAGCACCGCUGACAGCGAUGCGGAUAGCUCUGCUGCUGCUGUUGCCGCCGGGGGAGGUAGGACCCAGAGGGCGAGGUUUUACACCGCCGAGGACGGCGCGGAGAAGAAGCUCAUCGCCGAACAGGUCGAGGCCCUCCGCCGUGGCGGCGACGAUAAUGCGGCGCAACUGCUGCCGGUUCGCGCCGCCGCCGCCCCAUCGCCUGCCUCCUCCUCCUCCGUAGCAACAGCCGCAAGAGGGCCCACUUCGGCGGCCGAUUCCAAUAGCGCCUUCUUUGUGACUACCCUGUCGGGCGGAACGGGAGCGGCGGCGAGAUCGUCGUCGUCGACGUCUGCUGCUGCUGCUUCUAGCAACGGCGGUGACGGGCAUGGCCGCGGUGAUGCUCGCGGCGGGGGUGUGAGCCGCCGAAGGGGCGGCGGCGGCGGCGGCGGCAGCGGCGGGGGUGAUGACCGGGGAGGCGGGGGUAGUGGCGACGGUCGUGGUGGUGGCGGCGGUGAUUUUUGCGGAUCAGGGGAUGAGGAAGAAGAGGACUCCGGCGAAGACGAUGGCGAGGAGGAGGAGAAGGAAGAGAAAGCGAAGGCAGCGCCUGCGGCGCCGCCGGGGGAAGGGCUUGCGUCGGACUUCUUUGCUGAGGCGGUGCUGGAAGAGUUUACGGUUGAUGAUGGGGAGGGUGCGGCUGAGGCAGCGGCGACGCCGGCGGCGGCGGCCGCGGCGGCUGCGGGUGGUUCUGCCAAGACAAGAGCCGUAACUCCUGAGCCCCUCCCGUGGAGGAAAAACAAGAGGAGGUCCUCCUUGGAAGCCUUCACUUUCUCCAAGGGCGUCUUCCAGCUGGCUAGCCCCGCCAACGCUUCCACCGCCGGCAGCGUCAAUCUCGGUAGUGGUGCUUUGACGGGAACUGGCGUGGCCGUCCCGCCUCCUCCCGGAAUUUGUUUGGUCGACCAGGCUAAGGAGCUGCAGGCCAGGAGAAAGUACGAGGUCAGCCUGAGCGAGAAGGCCCUCGCAAAGGAGAAGAGCCGGAGCGGGAGCGGGGAGCAGCACGGCCGAGUAGUUCCCGAGGUAUCAUCGUCAAGCAUGGAGCAGAAAAGCACCGGUCAGGCGGGAGGAGAGGUCGAGGAGCAGCAGGAGGAGGAGGAGGAGGAGCGUAACAACAACGCGGCGGCGGGGGCGGCGGCCUCUUCUUCGACGGUUGCCCUCGAUGGCGGCAAGAGCGGUAAGAUCAGCAACGGCGGCAUCCCGUCCAGAGCAGCGGGGACGACGGCGGCGACCGUAGCGGCGGCGCUGCGGCGACGGCGGCUGGCCGCGGCCGCCGCCGCUAGUUCUUCCUCCUCCACCUCCUCGUCGACUACGAUCGCCAGGCCAAGGGGCACUGUAGACGAUCCCUCGCAGGCGCAGUCGCCGCAGUCGCCGCAGUCGCUGGCCCCGGCGCCGUUCGCCCCGCUCGGCAAGAAGCAGAAGGCGGCCGCCGCCGCCGCCUCCGACACGGCGAGGACGGGUGCUGCUGCGGCGGCGACGGCGGCAGGAGGAGGAGGAAGAGGGAAGCUGCUGCUGCGGCCGCCGCCGGUUCGUUGUGGCGGCGAAGAGGAAGGAGCGACUGCUGUUUCGGAGGGGAGGCAGCAGGCUGGGCUGUCUUCUUCUUCUUCUUCUUCUUCUUCUUCUUCUUCUUCUUCUUCUUCUUCUUCUUCUUCUUCUUCUUCCCACAAACAUCAGCAGCAGCAGCAGCAGCAACAGCAAGUUCUUCCCCCGCGGCUGCUAGGCCCGGCGGCGCGGCGGCGAAGCUUGGUCUCCGUGAGCCCGAACACGAGCAGCGGCGGGAGCGAGGUCGGGGACGACUCCUUCCACAGCGCGGCGAGCAAAGCGGCAUCGGGAAACCAUUCCAAGGACGGCAACAAGGUCGGAGGCGGCAGCGGCAGUGGCGGCGGCGGCGAGGUCGCCGGGGAUCAUGCGGCGGCAAAGAUGGCGGGGCUGAGGCGAGCCGGAGGAGGGGUCGCCGCGGAUGGGUUUUGGCGCUUGGGGGGGAGGGCGGCGAAGACUGCGCGGGAGGAGGGGGGGGGCGGGGGCGGUGAUCCCGAGAGCGACCAGGGGUUGGUGGUGAGCAGAGGGGUGUCGGUAACGGCCGACGUGCACGUUCCUUUUGCGACGGUGGCGGUCACGAGGGGGGGCAAGCUCUGCGGGAGGAUCGUCGCCAAAGAGUUCCUGCUCGAAGACGGUGGCCGCGUGGAGGGGGAGGUGGAGUGCGACUUUGCCGUGAUCGAAGGGUCCCUCGAGGCGUCGCUCGUGUCGAAGGAGAUGGCUACGGUAGGCCCUUCGGCCAGCAUCAACGGGGACGUGAUCUACAACGUGCUCGAGCUAGACCGGGGUGCCAUCAUCACGGGCAGGCUCUUCUCCAUCAGGUCGACAACAGCAGACUCUUCCUCGUCCUGUUCGGUGCCGUGGGGAGGGGCACCGCGACCCUUGCCGCAGGAGGAAGAAGAAGCCAAACAGCUCCGGCUAGAGAGAGAGCUAAAACUCGCCAUGGCGGAAGAUGGCGCGGGACCCGGUGCUGACCGUUCCAUCCCGAAGGAAGACACGGGCGCCGAUGAGGACGGUUACGAGCCCGUCAUCAUGAACUCCGAGUGGGCCUCCGCCCGCGGCUCCCCUGUCGACCCCGAUCUCCUAAUUCAAUCGGCAAACCCUACCCCUGCCCCUGUCGGGGGAGAGCAAUCCAGCGGCCGUGGAGGCACCGCAGUAGCAGCAACACAGCAGGGUUCUCGUGCCGGUUCGGGUGCCGGUUCGGGUGACCGGAACCCGCCGACGGCCAGGCAGCCGGAAGUCGCGCCGGAAGAGGCGGUCGUGGAAGAAACCGUGGCGGCGGCGGCGGCUGUUGCGGGGGCUGCUCCUAAGAGCACGAGCCUCGGCCUGCUCGGCGGGGUUCUGUGGGAGACCGUUCUGGACGGCGUGGCUUGGGCAAACAGGCGUAUCUCAGCGUCGGAAGACGCUAGCCCUAGCAACGGCGGGACACCGCCGCCCGACAGCAACAACACAGCCGGAAGCAGCGGCGGCGGCGGCGGCGGCGGCGGUGGACGUGAAGCGAACGGAGCGGCGGCUUCGUUGCCGUCGACGGGUUCCGAGGACCGGUCCGCGGACCGUACCAGAAAGAUCAAGCAGGUCUGGAUUCGAGCAGCCGAGCGCCGAGCACAGAUCUCGUGA
Messenger RNA from Ectocarpus siliculosus, 5490 nucleotides. The record is from the annotation of a GenBank genome assembly. Lineage: Eukaryota; Phaeophyceae; Ectocarpales; Ectocarpaceae.